UCGAGUGCGGCUGCAGUGUGUGGGAGGUCGGGGAGCAGCGCGCGCGGAGCGGGGGACAGGCGGCGGAGCGUGCGCCCGGUGCGUACCCGUGCAGCGCGGGCUCGAUUUGGGCGGUCUCCAACGUCGGCAUCCAGCGGCGGCGCACGUCUCCCGCCCGGGCACCACAAACAGGACCCCAGCGGCGCGCGCCUGCUCAAUUGGUGCGCUCCUGCUCAGCUGGUGCGCUGGGCUCCGCGAGCACCAGUGUUCGAGAGCAGAAGAGCGCCGUGACGUGACACCACUGACUAAGAGAGAGAGAGGGAGAGCUCGUCCUCCUGCCCGGCGCGAUGGCGAGAGCAUCCCGUGUACUCAGAUCUGCCAGCGUGGCCUGGCUGCUGACGCUCGCCGCCGUCUCCAGAGCACAGCGCGUCAGAGGACCACCGCAAAUUAACCCCGAGGAGGCUACCGAUCUGGUGGUAGUCAAGCUCGGUGACCCGGUCAAGCUCACAUGCCCCGUCUCGUCCGCUUCGCACCUGCUCGUCGACUGGACCAAGGACGGCCAGAAGGUGGACGGGAUCCGGUGGCCGCUGAUCCGGUUCGGUCCGCGACAUCUGCGAGUGAAGUCGGCGACCGCCGAGCUGGGCGGCACCUACGGCUGCAAGGGCAUCACAGGAUACGGAACCGUGCAGCACCAGAUCAAGCUGGUGGUCAUAGACCCCGCCGACGACCAGUUCAUGAGCCAGAGCGUGGGAGAGACGUCCGGCAACGAGUACCCGUCACUGAGCUCGCGCCGGUUCAACGUGUCGCCGCCAAAAAUCACGCAGGUGUUUCCAUCGCAGUCGCCCGUGCACAAGAUCGCCGGCGGACGGGUCCGCUUCCAGUGUGUGGCCACAGGCGUGCCCAAGCCGGACGUGAAGUGGUUCAAGGACGGCACGGCGUUCCGACGGCCCGAGCUGACGGCUUCAGGCCGGCUGACGCUUAGUCAGCUGACGAGCGCUGACUCGGGUACCUACGAGUGCCGCUUCACCAGCCUGCUUGGCCAGGACGCCGCCCGCUUCCAGCUGGACGUGCAAGAGCCGUACGAGCAGAAGCCGAGGAUCGUCGGUGACGGCCCGCAAAACACGACCGUGGACGCCGGCGAGCGGGUGUCGCUGCAGUGUCAGUUCAAUGGUCAGCCGCCGAUGCACGUCAAGUGGCUAAAGAGGAUCGACUCCGGAGAUAGCCAAGCUCUCCAGAACUCCACCAGGACUAUUGAGGUGCUGAACGGCGAUCGGUACCAUGUGCUGAACGCCUCGGACACGCUCAGCAGCGGGCCGGAUCAUUACAUGAUCAAGCUGACGCUGGCGCGGGCCCGGCGGAGGGACAGCGGCCAGUACGUCUGCUUGGGCGCCAACAACGGCGGCUUCACUGUGCGCACCGCUUACCUGGCCGUGCGCGGUGUGCAACCGGACCCCUUCACAGCACGUCCCAGCAGCCACGUGUACCUGAUGAUCAUCGCGCCAGUGGCCAUCGUGGUAGUGCUGUCGUUGACUGCCAUUGGCUGCCUCUGCCAGCGCCGGAAGCACCCGCAGCUGCCCGGCGAGCUCAAGUCGGAUGCUGAGGCAUCGUUGAUGGGUACCAGGAUCGUGACGCACCUGCCAGCUGACAAAGAGCGCUCCGAACUGAUCUCGGGCCCAGAGACAUCUCGUGGCGUGCCGUUAAGCUGCAGUGCAUUAUCUCACCACGAGCGGCGCUAUGACCCGCCGCCACCGCAUCCGACACCAGCGCCAUCGGACCACGCAUACAUGCUGGCCCCAGUGGACUCGUGGAGCAGUCGUCGCAGUGACCAAAGCCACAGCCUGGGAGACCGGAGCUGCUGCAGCUGCAGCUCGUCUACAGAGCCGCGUGAUGUGCAUACCCACCACCACCACCACUUGCACUACGUGUGCUGAGAGUGGACGGCACGCCACGGGGCCGAGUGCGCCGCGCGCCAGCAGUGCCACCUGUCGGACCAGGAACGGCUCCCGGACACUGCAUGCGGUUGUCGCCCAGCUAGUCAUUCAAUACUUCCUGGUCGUGCGGAUGUUUUGUAUAAUGUGCAGGUAGAUGGCUCUAGUUGUUUGUAUUUAUGUGUUAUUUAUGAGUGUGUUUGUUACCUGGGACGGAUCCAGCGCCUUGUCUUCGGGGCCAAGCCCCGAUUUUUGGGGCGUCAACCGACGGCAACUCUAGAGAUAUUACUAGAGAUUCGUUUUGCCGUUUUGAGGGCCGUGGUGCCGUUCUACCCCUGGAUCCCCAGUGUUUGUACCUGCCGAUUGUGCUAGGAUUUUCUAACAAGUAAUAUAAAAAGUUUGUGUGUGGUUUAACAGCCGCUGUGCCUACAUAUAUAUAUACAUAUUCACAUUUUUAUGGAAAUACAUUUUGGUGUUUGUCAAUGAGCCAUGUGAAAUGGCUUUUGGUAAAAUCGAUCCGACAUUUCGUUUAGCACGCGCGGUAAGAGACGACAUGCGCUAUACUUUGACAAAGCCCCUACCCGCUACGUGGGUCAUGAAAUGUUAAACUAAGGGGCUUCGGUGAACUCAGCGCGAUACGUGCCGGCCCCUGUGAUACCAUAACCCCGUUUCAAUGCUGGCAUGAAUUCAAUCUGAGUGAGUAUUUACCGUCAAACUGAAUUAUCACCCGUCACGUACCGUUAGUCACGGUCAGAAUAGAGCGGCAAAUGCAAUCGUAGUCCAGUGCCGUCUCAAAAGCAAGUUGCAACGCGACCUAAAAUUCGAUACCGAAGGCGUGUUUUUGCUGUUUUUCAAAGCACGCUUCGACCAUGUCGUCCACUGCCAUACAGAUUUAAUGGCCUGUAUAAUGCGCUUGCAAUCAAUAAUGCUAAAAUAUUUGGGGAGGGAACGCUGAUGCGAGGCUUGCUUA
Messenger RNA from Pollicipes pollicipes, 2877 nucleotides. RefSeq names its product fibroblast growth factor receptor-like 1. Lineage: Eukaryota; Metazoa; Arthropoda; Thecostraca; Pollicipedomorpha; Pollicipedidae. Bases 327 to 1910 code for a protein of 527 amino acids. The transcript is spliced from 12 exons. The record is from RefSeq and is a predicted model, not a curated record.